Molecule: messenger RNA, 1539 nt
Organism: Exserohilum turcica Et28A
Lineage: Eukaryota; Fungi; Ascomycota; Dothideomycetes; Pleosporales; Pleosporaceae
Exons: 4
Coding region: 1-1539 (512 amino acids)
Biological process (GO): G2/M transition of mitotic cell cycle; regulation of cyclin-dependent protein serine/threonine kinase activity
Cellular component (GO): cytoplasm; centrosome; nucleus
Molecular function (GO): cyclin-dependent protein serine/threonine kinase regulator activity
Source: RefSeq, a predicted model, not a curated record
AUGCCUCCCGCUGUUCGAUCUCUGCGGCAACGCGCCGUCACCAACGAGAACGAUGAGAAUGCCACGACGACACGCUUGACGCGUGCAAAGGCGGCCAACUUGGGCGCGAACGAGUCGGCAGCCGACGUCCCCAAGAAGGCUCUCCAGACAAAGAAGUCGACUGCUACUCUAGGCGCCAACGGUGCCGCGACGCGAAAGCGCGCGGCCCUCGGUGAUGUCAGCAACGUCACAAAGCAAGACGGUCUUGCCGCCAAGGACGGAAAGAAGACACUAGCCACCAAAGGCCAACUCUCAAAAGCAGCACAGCCCACCAAGGUAGAGAAGACAUCGCGGGCCAACUCGACGCGCUCCAUCCUCCAGCAAAAGGACAAGAACUCUGCAUCCGAUGUCAAGAAGCGCCAGGCUAGCGGCAACGGCAUCGCUGGCCAGCCAGCCAAGAGGCGCCCAGCCGCUGCAAAGCCACUGAAGGAGGAAGUCAAGGAGGAGGUCAAGGAGGAAGUUGAGGAGGACAAGGAAAAGGAACAAGAGCAGGAAGAGGAGGACAAGGAGCAGGAAGAAGAGAACGUGGAGCCGCAAGAGAAGAACGUUGAAGAGGAUGGCGACAAGCAAGUCAAGGGCACAAAGAAGGACGUUGCAGAGGCACCCAUCACAGAGGUCUUCUAUGACGGCCCUGAUCUCGACAAGGAGGAUGUGGACGACCCGCUCAUGGUGUCUGAGUAUGUUGUUGAGAUUUUCGAAUACCUCAAGGAGCUAGAGAUUGCGACCAUGGCCAACCCCGACUACAUGGAGAGCCAAACAGAACUCGAGUGGAAGAUGCGCGGUAUUCUCGUCGACUGGUUACUCGAAGUUCACACUCGCUUCCGCCUCCUGCCCGAGACUCUCUUCCUCGCUGUCAACAUCAUCGACCGCUUCCUGUCGACCAAGAUUGUGCAGCUCGACCGUCUCCAGCUGGUUGGUGUCACUGCCAUGUUCAUUGCGUCCAAGUACGAGGAGGUGCUCUCGCCCCACGUGCAGAACUUCCGCCAUGUCGCCGACGAUGGCUUCACCGAGGAGGAGAUUCUCAGUGCCGAGCGCUUUGUCCUUGCUGCCUUGAACUACGACCUAAGCUACCCCAACCCCAUGAACUUCCUUCGCCGGAUAUCAAAGGCGGACAACUACGACAUCCAGACUCGCACUCUGGGCAAGUACCUCCUCGAGAUUGGCUGCCUGGACCACCGCUUCCUCGCCCACCCUCCCAGCCAAGUUGCCGCUGCUGCCAUGUACCUUGCCCGUCUUGUCCUCGAGCGUGGCCCUUGGGAUGCUACACUUACACACUACGCCGGCUAUAGCGAGGAGGAGAUCCAGCCUGUUCUGCAGCUGAUGAUUGACUACCUCUCGGGACCGGUUGUACACGAGGCCUUCUUUAAGAAGUAUGCCAGCAAGAAGUUUUUGAAAGCAUCCAUUGUUCUUCGCAAGUGGGCCAAGGAAUACGUUGCUGCUUACGGUAACGCGCUCCAAGAAGAGGCAGCGGCUCCCUCCAAGACCAAGAGCCAGCGCUAA